AAGUCGACGACACCUCACGUGGCUGCAGCGUGGUUUUUCUAGUGUCUGAAAUGUUUCGGUCGGUCCGUUUUUGGAAAAGUAUGACGACGAGGAUGGGAUUCGAACCCACGCGUGCAGAGCACAAUGGAUUAGCAAUCCAUCGCCUUAACCACUCGGCCACCUCGUCCUGUACAGAGCAUAAAAAGCGCAAAUGUUUGUCUUCACCGCUGCUAAAUCAGAGGAAAAAGAUGGUGGACUCCCAGUACUACCUCCCAAAUGAUAUUGGCAUCUCUGCACUCGAUUGUGGUGAGGCGUUUCGUUUGCUUUCACGGCGGGAGCAGAUGUAUGCCCACUACCUGUCACGUGCAGCCUGGUAUGGGGGCCUUGCAGUGCUGCUCCAGACAUCCCCAGAGUCUGCAAACAUCUUUGUCCUGCUACAGAGAAUCUUCCGAAAGCAAACGCCUGCUGAGCUGGAACAGGUUGCUACAGCAGCUGGGGUCAGCCCUGAAGACUACCAGGCCUUUUUGGUAUAUGCAGCAGGUCUGUAUGCCAACAUGGGAAACUACAAGUCUUUUGGGGACACAAAGUUCAUCCCCAAUCUACCUAAGGACAAGCUAAAAGCUGUAGUGUGGGGUAGCCAGGCAUUUCACGAACAGCCCAGUGAGAUGGAAGCACUGUGGGACAGCUGUUCACGUCCCCUCUACUCCCUGGAAGACAAACAGAAGCAGCUGGGGUUAGGCGAUAAGGGCAUUACCACCUAUUUCUCAGGAAACUGUCACCUGAAGGAUGCGGAACUUGCCCAGAAGUUCCUCGAUUCGAAGAACCUGUCUGCUUACAACACUCGUCUGUUUAAGAAGGAGAAUGGAGGCAAAGCGUGCUAUGAAGUGCGCUUGGCAUCGGCUGUGCAAAAAGACUGUGUGGUUGAUGGAGAGGGUGAAUCGCAUUGCGGCAGCUUCAGCUUUGAGGACAAAGAGUUUACAGUGAAGAGGGGUGACUACGCUGCGCUCAUGGAAAAAGUUAGCUACUACCUCCAAAAGGCACAGGCCUACACUGCCAAUGAGAACCAGAAACGGAUGCUUGAGGAGUACGAGCGGAGCUUCACCUUCGGUUCUGUUGAAGCACACAAAGAGGGCUCACGGUAUUGGAUCAAAGAUAAGGGACCAAUUGUAGAGAGCUAUAUAGGUUUCAUAGAGAGCUACAGGGACCCUUUUGGCUCCAGGGGAGAGUUUGAAGGCUUCGUGGCGGUGGUGAAUAAAGCCAUGAGUGAGCGUUUUGCCAAGCUGGUGAGCUCGGCAGAAGUUUUACUCCCUGAGCUGCCCUGGCCAAGGGACUUUGAGAAGGACACAUUCCUCAAACCUGACUUCACAUCACUGGACGUGCUCACCUUCGCCGGGAGCGGAAUACCAGCCGGCAUCAACAUCCCCAACUAUGAUGAUAUCAGACAGUCGGAGGGAUUUAAGAAUGUGUCACUAGGCAAUGUGUUGGCUGUAGCCUAUGCCACUCAAAAGGACAAACUCACCUUUUUGGUGGAGGAGGACAAGGAUGUGUACAUAAAAUGGAAAGGUCCAUCCUUUGAGGUGCAAGUUGGACUCCAUGAGCUGUUGGGUCACGGUAGCGGCAAACUGUUUGUCCAGGAUGAUAAGGGUGAAUUCAACUUUGAUCAGACCAAGGUGACCAAUCCAGAGACUGGAGAACUGGUGUCUAGUUGGUAUCGGGGGAGUGAGACCUGGGACAGUAAAUUCUCCACCAUUGCAUCGUCCUAUGAAGAAUGCCGUGCCGAGUGUGUCGGCCUCUACCUCUGUCUCAAAGAGGACGUGCUUAGCAUCUUUGGCCAUGAGGCCCAGAAUGCAGAGGAGGUGGUGUACAUCAACUGGCUGAACAUGGUCAGAGCUGGUCUGCUGGGUCUGGAAUUCUAUACGCCAGAGACCAAGAGCUGGAGACAGGCCCACAUGCAGGCUCGUUUUGUGAUCCUGCGGGUGUUGCUGGAGGCCGGGGAGGGUCUGGUGGGUCUGGAGGAGGUGACCGGACAAGACGGCCGGCCUGAUGCUCGCAUCACACUGGACCGCAGCAAGAUCCACACUGUUGGCAAGGACGCCAUCCACAGGUUCCUCUGCAAACUGCAGGUCUGCAAGUCGACUGCAGAUGUGGAUGGAGGCAGGGCUCUAUAUGAGGGCUACUCUGCUGUCGACGAAAGCGGCUCUCACAACUUCCUGCGCCUCAGGGACACUGUGCUGCUGAGGAAAGAAGCUCGGAAGAUGUUUGUCCAGGCCAACACCAAAGUUAAUGGGGACACUGUAGAGCUGGUGGAGUAUGAGGGCAGUGCUGCGGGUUUGAUUCGCUCCUUCAUCGAGCGUUUCCAAGAAGACGCAGAGCAGCUGGAGGCCAACCUGUUGGAGCUGAGCAAAAGAGAUGCUCCCUGUUGGUGCUGAAGGCAGUUUUGUUCUGCGGGCUUUACUCGUUCCACCAGAUGUCAUCAAAUUUUUUUCAAGUAACCAUAUGUUAAAGCAAAAUAAUUUUUUUAACCACACUUAACUCAUAUAAAAACCGCAAAACAAUCAGUAUCCACAAAAGAUGUCUAUCAGAGUCCUUAAUUUUUGAUUAAAUUAAACAAAACAUACUGCAUUUCAGUUUGUAGUGUGAAUGAAGCCAUAGAUGCACCCUAGGCCUAUAACAGAUCUGCCAUAAACACCAACUGAGGUCUUCCAGGCCACAACUCAGAUUAGAAAACAGCUCAUCAAGCAUCAGGUUUGCAUUGGAAAAAUAACAGAAUCAGAGGUCCAGUGAAGGAAGCUUAUAGCUACUGAAUGAUCAGCAUUCUCACUUCGAAAUGGUUUUUAAUGAAGUAUUCCUAAAUGUAAUGCCUUCCUUGUAAAAAAUUAUAAGAUUAUUGCAAUAAAAAGAUGUAUUUAAUCAACUACAGUUGGUUUUUGCUCUCUGGCCAAACAGAUCUUUACAAUCUGAACAUCACCCACCACUUUUUGCUUUACUUGGUGAGAUUGUUUUUACAAUCAGCUUUUCAGGUAAAAUUGCAACUGUUUGGAGCUUUCCAACUUGGCCAGAAAGCGACAACCUUAACUGUUCGAUAAUUUGCCUAGUUAUGGUUGACUUUUAACAAGAUGGCGAGUCACUAAAACUUGUCUGAGAUGUAGCGUUAAUGAACAUUUUCGGUUUUAUUCUGUGUUGAGCUGAUGAUAUAUGCAGGUCUGUAGGUAUGAGAAAAGGUAUUUGUUUGUAAGAAGAAAAAAAAAAGGAACACUACUAUCACUUGACUAUAUAAUACAACUUGUCUCUGGUAGGCAUCAACCAACUCCGUAUAUGACAAACUUGAUGUGAUUCUGCAUAAAUAAAAAUGGUUUCAUAGGA
Messenger RNA from Lampris incognitus (smalleye Pacific opah), 3342 nucleotides. It is a transcript of the gene dpp3, whose product is annotated as dipeptidyl-peptidase 3. Gene Ontology annotation, molecular function: metalloexopeptidase activity; dipeptidyl-peptidase activity. The record is from RefSeq and is a predicted model, not a curated record. Gene Ontology annotation, biological process: proteolysis. Lineage: Eukaryota; Metazoa; Chordata; Actinopteri; Lampriformes; Lampridae. Gene Ontology annotation, cellular component: cytoplasm. The coding region runs from base 51 to 2408 and encodes 785 amino acids. The transcript is spliced from 19 exons.